Molecule: messenger RNA, 2883 nt
Organism: Penicillium macrosclerotiorum
Lineage: Eukaryota; Fungi; Ascomycota; Eurotiomycetes; Eurotiales; Aspergillaceae
Product: snoRNA-binding rRNA-processing protein DIP2
Exons: 3
Coding region: 1-2883 (960 amino acids)
Biological process (GO): maturation of SSU-rRNA
Cellular component (GO): Pwp2p-containing subcomplex of 90S preribosome; small-subunit processome
Molecular function (GO): protein binding; snoRNA binding
Source: RefSeq, a predicted model, not a curated record
AUGGUGAAGUCUUACUUUAAAUUCGAGCACUCGAAUACGUUCGGGCUCGUUGCCUCGGCGACCUCGAAUGCGAUUUGGGCCAGGGAAGAGCAGAUCGGAACCGCUGCUCGUUCAACAGGCGCUGGACGGGCAAUCGUUGGCGCAAGUGAAGAAGUAUUGUGCUGGGAUGUCAAGAAGGGUGAAUUACUAGGCCGAUGGCGCGACUCGGCCUGCAAGGCCCAGGUGACAGUCGUCUCGCAAAGCCAGACGGACGAGGACAUCUUCGCCGUUGGUUACGAGGACGGAAGCAUUCGAAUUUGGGAUUCGCGAACCCGCACAAUCAUCAUUUCCUUCAAUGGCCAUAAAUCCGCUGUCACUCAACUGGCCUUCGACAAUGCCGGUGUGCGCCUUGCCAGUGGCUCCAAGGACACUGAUAUCAUUCUCUGGGACCUGAUCGCCGAGGUUGGUCUCUUCAGACUACGCGGUCAUACCGACCAGAUUACCUCUCUCAACUUCCUUUUCCCUUCUGCGGAAUUGCUUAAUGCUUCCGGACUGAGCGAACAUGCAGGCUUCCUGUUGACCACUGGCAAGGACUCCCUGAUUAAGGUGUGGGAUCUGGCAUCACAGCACUGCAUCGAGACGCACGUGGCGCAAACAAAUGGUGAGUGCUGGAGCCUGGGCCUUUCUCCCGACCAGGGUGGCUGCAUCACCGCCGGUAAUGAUGGCGAACUGAAGGUCUGGUCCAUUGAUGAGAGUGCUAUGCUUCAUAUCUCGAGGGAAAAGGUUGGGGCAGAAGGGCAGAAAAUUCUCACAGACCGAGGCACCUUCUACCGCAACGGCAAAGAUCGCACAAUUGGCAUUCGCUUCCAUCCUCGCGCGGAUUACGUUGGUUUCCAUGGCUCAGAGAGAUCGGUUGAGAUUUGGCGCAUUCGUUCACAGGUAGAGGUACAAAAAGCCAUGGCUCGGAAGCGAAAGAGGAGGAAGGAGAAGGAGACACAGCGCGAAGGUAAAGAAGACGGCACGGAAGCUGAGAAGGAAAAGCCCGACGAUCCCGCAUCGGCACCCAUUACAGAGGUCUUCGUGCCCCAUGUCAUUGUGCGAACUGGAGGGAAAAUUCGCUCUUUCGAUUGGAUGACUACCAAGUCAAGCGGUGGUCUCAGCAUGCUCGCUGCAACCACAAAUAAUCAGCUUGAAGCCUACAGCGUUGUCACAGCAAACAAGAAGAACAAGGAUGACGAAGAAUCCGACUAUACUCGAAACCUGGCAGUGGACAUUCCCGGCCAUCGCGCAGAUAUCCGAUCGAUUGCACUAAGCUCCGAAGAUCGAAUGCUUGCCUCGGCAUCAAACGGAAGUCUUAAGAUCUGGAAUGUGCGCACAGGAACAUGUCUUCGUACUCUUGAGUGCGGUUAUGCGCUGUGCUCUGCAUUUCUUCCGGGUGACAAAAUUGUGGUGGUUGGAAAUAAGAAUGGCGAGUUAGAAGUCUUUGACAUCGCAUCUUCGACCUUGCUGGAUACUAUCAAGGCCCAUGAUGGCCCUGUCUGGUCGCUCCAUGUGCAUCCAGACGGCAGAUCUAUGGUCAGCGGAAGCGCCGACAAGACAGCCAAAUUCUGGGAGUUCAAAGUAGUCCAAGAGGACAUCCCUGGCACGAAGCGUACCACAGCCCGCCUCAAGCUACAACACACAAGAACAUUGAAGGUCAAUGAUGACAUUCUCAGCCUUCGCUUCUCUCCAGAUGCCCGACUGCUCGCCGUUUCUUUGCUUGACAACACCGUCAAGGUCUUCUUCGUUGAUUCACUGAAGCUCUUCUUGAAUCUUUAUGGUCACAAGCUUCCAGUUCUGAGCAUGGAUAUCUCCUACGAUAGCAAAAUGAUUGUCACUUGCUCGGCCGAUAAGACCGCUCGUCUGUGGGGAUUGGACUUUGGUGAUUGCCAUAAAUCCUUCUUCGCUCACGAAGACAGCGUCAUGGCUGUGGCCUUUGUCCCGACUAACAAGGAAGGAAACGGUCACAACUUCUUCAGUGCCAGUAAGGAUCGUGUGAUCAAGUACUGGGAUGGCGACAAGUUUGAGCAAAUUCAGAGACUCACUGGCCAUCAUGGUGAGAUCUGGGCUUUGGCAAUCAGUCACAAUGGCGAGUUCAUCGUCAGUGCUAGCCACGACAAGAGCAUCCGUAUCUGGAACCAGACCGAUGAGCCCCUAUUCCUUGAGGAAGAACGUGAGAAGGAGAUGGAAGAAGACUAUGACAACACUUUGACUGCAUCUUUGGAGCAGGACGAGGACGGCGAGGAUGGAGAGAAGCCCGAGGCGGUUGAUGCUGGGAAGCAGACAACGGGCACUCUCAUGGCCGGUGAAAAGAUCAUGGAGGCACUCGAUUUGGGUAUCGAGGACCUCGAGGUCGUGCGUGAAUGGCGCAAGCUCAAGGCCGCCAACCCGAAUGCUGCUGCCCCCGAUCGCAACCCUGUAUACCUUGCUCUGGGCAAUGUCUCGGCCGAGCAACAUGUUUUGAACACCGUGCAAAAGAUUCCCGCUGCUGCACUGCAAGAUGCCCUUCUUGUCCUCCCUUUUUCCAAACUCACGUCCCUUUUCACAUUUCUCAACAUCUGGGCCGAGCGCGAGUGGAACGUGCCUCUCACUUGCCGUGUCUUAUUCUUUAUGCUAAAGACACACCACCGACAGAUCGUCGCCAGCAAGAUGAUGCGCCCGAUGCUCGACACCAUCCGUGUCUCGCUGCGCCGAGUCCUCACUCGCCAAAAGGAUGAGAUGGGCUUUAACAUGUCUGCUCUCCAAUUUAUUGGCAACCAGGUCCGCGAGCACAACACCAAGGACUAUGUUGAUGAGGCAACCUGGGAGGAUUCACAGGCACAGAAGGGCUCUGGUAAGAAGAGGCAAUUUGUGAGCAUUGCUUAA